This is a messenger RNA of Oryzias melastigma (Indian medaka), 711 nucleotides long. RefSeq names its product WD repeat domain 83 opposite strand (gene wdr83os). Lineage: Eukaryota; Metazoa; Chordata; Actinopteri; Beloniformes; Adrianichthyidae. The record is from RefSeq and is a predicted model, not a curated record. Gene Ontology annotation, molecular function: protein folding chaperone. Gene Ontology annotation, cellular component: endoplasmic reticulum membrane. Bases 107 to 427 code for a protein of 106 amino acids. Gene Ontology annotation, biological process: protein insertion into ER membrane. The transcript is spliced from 4 exons.
ACCGGAAGCGGAAAGCUAAUCCAUUUCCCCUCUCCACAGAGCCCGAUCAGCUGUGUCGGUUACCUGAGUUGAAAUUCCUCCUCUUAUUUCACCAUACGGACUCAAUAUGUCCUCCAAUAACAUGGCAGACCCGAGGAGACAAAAUAAAAUUCUCAGGUACAAGCCCCCCAGCACAGAAACCAACCCCACUCUUGAGGACCCCACUCCUGACUACAUGAACCUUCUUGGCAUGAUCUUCAGCAUGUGUGGACUGAUGCUCAAGCUCAAGUGGUGCGCCUGGAUAGCCGUUUAUUGUUCUUUCAUCAGCUUUGCAAACUCAAGAAGCUCAGAGGACACCAAACAGAUGAUGAGCAGCUUCAUGUUAUCCAUCUCAGCAGUUGUGAUGUCCUACCUCCAGAACCCACAGCCAAUGUCGCCACCAUGGUAACAGAGGGCCUUCCCCAAACAAACGUGAAGAGAAGUGGAGGGAGGUGGUUUGAACCAUCCAUACGGAUCAACAUACUGGACGUCUAUGUCUGUAGCAAUGAAGAGACGUGGAUAGCAAGGACACAAUGAGAAGAGGAAAAAAAAACAUUCAUUUUUGACAUUUUUUUCUAAUUUUCUUGUUUUUAAACUUGCAAUGAUUUUGAUGUUCAAUUCAAGUAUCAUUGUUUUUGUUUGGCUGAACCUUUGCUUUAUGUCCUGAAUAAAGCUGUGUAUGUUUUGGAGGAA